GUCUGCGGUCAGUUGAUAACCAGACGUCGUCAAGACUGCACGUUAACGUGUUCCUCCAUCACUAAAUCACCCUGUUAAUUAACCUUGCGACAGUCGUAACAAAAAUACCUUAGAGCUGUUAUGAAGCAUAUAUAUAUAUAUUGGUGUGGAAAUAGUUGUACAAGUAAUGGAAUAGUGCUUGAAGGACUAGUGUCAAGGCCGUAAGACCUAAGAAAGUUACACUAAGCAUCUUCCUUAAACUCUAAAAGAAAAGUUAUGACUUGAAAGAAGAGUAAUAGUGUGUUUGAGGAGAGCUCGUGAGACCAACAGGAACACAGAGAUUUGCCUUGUCCUCGCAAUUGAAGAGUUCGUACUUCGAGAUGGUGUCAGGCAAUUUCAUUAGGUUGUUGUUGGCUGCUGUGGUGGUCCUCGUCUUCACAGCUUAUACUUUCCAUUCUCUAAACGACAAUUUCGACCAUAACCCGGAACGUGUUAUGAGCGACUUGCUCUCUGCAUCUGACGGAGCCUUAAACCUGACAACGGACAGUAGUCUGGAUCCCGUUACGACACCAUCUCCAACGACUCCCCAAGUCGUUGAUAGCUGCGAGUGUAAGAUGAAGAAGGUCUUGGGAGGUUCACUUAUUGUUCAAGACUUGGAGUUAGUGAUGGCGUGGCUGAAUAUGACCUCGCUGGAGUACCUGGUCAAGCACCACCCUAACUUGCCUAUCGAUUUAAUUUACAACGUGAGCAGGACCCAAAGCUGUGGGUUAUUACCUUCAAUAUUCAGCAUCGAGUGGGUGAACAAGUACUGGCAGAAGGUUGUGUUGGGCAACACCUCCAUACUGCUCUACUCUGCAGUCUACGACAUCAACCCAGGAGGAGAGCCAUGCGUGAGGGUGUUGGGCGUGACCAGGAGCACCAACCCUCCCGCCGGCUGGUGUCACUUCUGGUUCAACCCACAACAACCUCCAGUCGUCGCCAAGGUCACCAAGAUUGACUACUUGGACUACCAAGGAAGGAGCGGGGACCGUCAGAUGCCCUUCAUGUUCACCUGUCCCCUACCGUCCCAGGCAGCCCACCUUCAGCCAGGUGCCGUCUCUCUCGUUAACCUGCCCUGUCAACCUGCCACUACUUUACUCCAGGUGGUGGGAGCCAAGGAGAGAGAGGCGUCAGCCUAUCAGCAUGGACACAAGCCCGCCGACCCCACCAGGGCAGUGACUGGGUGGGUGCCGGCCGUGUGUGGUCCAGCUCUCUACUACUACCACAAGGACUUCUCCAAGCGACUGGUGGAGUGGCUGGAGAUCCUGCGGGCGGAGGGCUUCGGCAGGGUGUUCCUCUACACUGCCAACGUCCAUCCUAACAUUGAGAAGGUCCUUAAUUACUACGUGGAUGACGGCUUCGUGCAGCUCACCAGAUACUCCUACCCACCGCCAUAUAUCAACGAGCCCAGUAUUCAGAGGUUGUGGACACGUGUGAUGCUAAAAGAGAUGUUCGCGCAGGAGAACAUAUACUUCAGCGACUGCCUCCUGCGACACAUGCACCAGUACCGCUUCAUCGCUCACUACGACCCCGACGAGCUGCCCAUCUUGCUCCACCACCACAACUACACCCACUUCCUCGACCACCUUACCACUACGGCUUUUCAGAAAAAGGAGAAUCCCGUAGCCUACAAACUUAACUGGAAGUAUUUUAACGAUGACCUAAUAUCCCAGAAUGCAGAAUCCCUGAAGUUACCGGAGUACCUGUGGGCACUCAAACACACUCGCAGACCCACAAAACCCAUCAAGGCCACCCCGGGGACUGUCAAGACUCUUUACGACAUGGACCACGUCAGGGGAGUCUACUCUCAUGCCCCACUACUGUGCAUCACAGAUAAGUGCAAAGUGCAUACAGUGGACACCUCCGUGGCCUACCUCGGUCACUAUAAGUACAGCUGUGGUGAUGCGUGCAAAGCGCCCGACUCUACAGUGGACGAGCCGGUCCUGCUCAGAUACAAGGACCCAGUAGCAACGGCAGUGACUCAGGUGAUACAAAAACUUCAACUUAUUGAUGCAUAAAGUUCUGGGUACUUGCUGAACACAUCAACUACUGAUGAAGUGCUACAAGUGGAGGGGGGACCCUCCAGUGGUGAGGCAGGGGACCCUCCAGUAGGGUCCUUGGUGCUACAGUUAUGGAAGACCUUGCUUUUCCUCAUCCUUCCUUGAGGGGCCCUACACUAUUUCCCCUUCCUGAGGAGGGUCCCUACAUUAUCCCUCUUCCAGCCCAUUCUUAGAGUAAAUCCAUUACAACAAGACCUCAGUCUUGUAGUCUAUUUGUAAAUUGGCAAGUGACCCUUUGUGCUAAACGGAGAAUGUUCUCAAGUUAUAACUUGAUUGUAUUAUAAAUCGUUGGGUUAAAAUAUAACAAGUAUAAGGUAAACUUGAUGUAUUGGAAACUGAAUGAAGAAUUUGGUUUUCUCUAAAUGAAAUUCUAGGGUAUACACACAGUUUUCAAGUUCCAUAUUUCACACACUGAGGAUAAUCCACUAUAUUAACGUAACUAAACAUAAUGAAACGUCAACUUAACCUAUCCUAACCAUUGAUAGGGAGUAGAUAAUAGCACUCACCACGUAGUGGUUUUGAAGUCAAUACCUCUAGGAUAUUGACUUCAAAGUCAAUAUCUCUCUGAGGACAUGUUACCCGCUGAUCCCCACGUAAGAGUUUUCCCUUGUGACGAGGGGGCUCACGUACGACUCCCUGGGGUCAGUGGGCGUCGCCUCGGAUUCCCCCUCCCUCUUCUAGUGUUGUAUGUGCAAAAUAAAUGACAGUCCAUGUCACUUCACUCCGUUUUUGGGCAAAUUUUCUGGCAUACACUUCGAAGUUGAUGCCAUUUGGUACACUUAUAGAUCUCGGUGAGAGAAAUAGUUGUUGUUUUGUCUCGCAUUUGUAGCUACAACGGUUCUGGAGAUCCGAGGCCUUGAAUUUAACAAAAUGGGUAAAUUUUCCAUGAUGGGGCUCCUAUGGCACAUAAUUUAAAUACCAUUUUGAAGAUCUUGAGGGGCUCUCCAACCUUUAUUCUAUGCAUAUUUUAAAUCAGGGUUCAAAUAAAAUUAACCUUUAAUUUAAAAUUUUGAAACUGGAAAGGUCAUUAAUUUGACGUCAACCCUGUGGUUUCAACUCGAUGAAAUACUUGGUAUAAAUGUGUGUAUUAGUAUAUACAGUUUAUAACUUUCUAGGGUGUUCUCUUAGUUUAGGAACUACAUGCUAUUGGACCUUAGUUGGGUCCAUUACAAUUAAUGUAUCUCCUAAACUUAAGGAAAAGGAAAAUUUGCUAUACGCAUUUAUACCAAUUAUUGCAUUGUUUGACAAAACAAAGAUCAGGUUGACAUCGAAUGACCUCUCCAAGGUCAAAAGAUUAAAUUGUCAGUUUUAUUUGAACCGUGACCGAAAAUAUGCAUAGAAUAAAAGCUCAGAGUCACGCAUCUGUCGAAAAUGUAAACCUGGGCCAGGAUUAAACAAGCAUGUCUUCGGCGGCUUUGUUUACAUUUAUGAAACAGUUUACAAACCUCGAAACCUCGCAAUCAAAUCAUCAUCAUAAGAGAAAGGGUUUUCAUCAUAAAAGGGCCUCCUAGUGCUUCGAGCUCAAACUGUGUAAUUAAUGUAAGCAAAGCCGCCAAAGAUUGAGAGAUGUAUACAAAUCAAAUCAAUUGUCAAUUCGGGUAAAAAUACAUACAAGAUAAGUUACAAACAUAAUGUUGGAUUUCUAGAUAGAGCUAGUACAUACAGUGCCCAAAGCCACUAAUAUGCACAGCGUUUCGGGCAAGGUGUGGAGAAAAACACUUACUUAUAAAAACACUUAGACUUAAACUUAAUACUAAUUGAGAUCAAAGCAUAAAUUGAGUUGAAAAAGGGAAAAAUGGGGGGGGGGGGAAGAAAAUCGUAAAUCGUGCCGUAAAUCAGUAGUUGCACAAGUUGGUCAUCAAACAGUAUUGUUUGAAAAUAGCAAGACAUGUGUUGACAUUAAGGGGGAGGGGGUUAAGGUAGGUUACACGGAGUUCGUUAGAUAGUACUUAGUUUUUCUCUUAAACUGGUUGAGAGAGGUACAGACUUUGACGUGAUCGGGAAGGUCAAUCUCUUCCCAUAUCGGGAAGGUAUGGGUCAUAUAGGUUGGUAAGUAGGUGGGGGUAACUGGGCUUAAUGAA
Messenger RNA from Procambarus clarkii (red swamp crayfish), 4159 nucleotides. RefSeq lists its product as uncharacterized. Gene Ontology annotation, molecular function: glycosyltransferase activity. Lineage: Eukaryota; Metazoa; Arthropoda; Malacostraca; Decapoda; Cambaridae. Gene Ontology annotation, cellular component: cytoplasm. The record is from RefSeq and is a predicted model, not a curated record.